AUGACAGAAGUAGCGAGCUCAGUGGUUCACGAGGUGCUAGGCCGCCGAUUCCUUGAAGUCGAUCAACCAAUCAUCGAUUACAUAAUCAAUGUACUCGCCGACGAAGAUUUUGAUUUCGGCGAUGAAGGUGCAGGCGCUUUCGAUGCCAUCGGUGAACUCCUCGUCGGCGCCGAAUGCGUAUCCGACUUCUCCGAAUGCCGCCUGGUUUGUAGUAAGCUAAGUGAGAAGUUUGGGAAGCAUGGAUUGGUGAAGCCGAAACUGACGGUGCGCAGUCUCACGACUCCGUUUAGAAUGGAUGAUGGAAUGGAUGAGGAAGUAAAGAAGAAGAAGCCGGAGCCGAUUGAAGGUCCUGUGCUUACUGAGCGUGAUAAAAUGAAGAUAGAGAGGAGAAAGAGGAAGGAAGAACGACAACGAGAGGCGCAAUACCAAAUGCAUCUAGCGGAAAUGGAGGCAGUUAGAGCAGGAAUGCCUGUUGCAUGUGUAAAUCAUGAUGGUGUUGGUGGACCAAAUAUUAAGGAUAUCCAUAUGGAAAACUUCAAUAUCUCCGUGGGUGGUCGGGAUCUUAUUGUAGAUGGUUCUGUGACACUUUCUUUUGGAAGGCAUUAUGGGCUUGUUGGAAGAAAUGGUACAGGAAAAACAACUUUCCUUAGGUACAUGGCUAUGCAUGCCAUUGAUGGUAUUCCUCGAAAUUGUCAAAUAUUACAUGUUGAGCAAGAAGUGGUUGGUGAUGAUACAUCAGCAUUGCAAUGUGUUCUGAACUCUGAUAUCGAGCGAACCCAGCUUUUGGAAGAAGAAGUUCGUCUACUUGCACAACAGAGAGACUUCGAGUUUGAUGAUGCAGCUGAAAACAGCAAAAGGGAUCAGAAUGGGACAGUUGAUAAAGAUGCUAUUUCAAAAAGGCUAGAGGAAAUAUAUAAAAGGCUUGAGUUAAUUGAUGCAUAUUCUGCAGAAGCCCGUGCUGCUUCCAUUCUUGCGGGUCUCAGUUUCUCCCCAGAAAUGCAGAAGAAGGCAACCAAAACCUUUUCCGGAGGAUGGCGAAUGAGAAUAGCUCUUGCUCGUGCCCUGUUUAUAGAGCCUGAUGUAUUGCUGCUUGAUGAACCUACGAAUCAUCUUGAUCUCCAUGCUGUCUUGUGGCUGGAAAGUUACUUGGUGAAGUGGCCAAAAACAUUUAUUGUUGUUUCCCAUGCUAGAGAAUUCUUGAACACGGUGGUCACUGAUAUUCUCCAUUUACAAGGGCAAAAAUUGACCUCUUACAAAGGUGAUUAUGAUACGUUUGAGAGGACACGGGAAGAGCUAAUUAAGAACCAACAGAAGGCAGUUGAGGCAAAUGAAAGAUCAAGAGCCCAUAUGCAGUCCUUUAUUGACAAGUUCCGUUACAACGCAAAGAGGGCAUCUCUUGUCCAGUCAAGAAUCAAGGCACUGGAACGAUUAGGUCAUAUGGAUGAAAUUGUUAAUGACCCUGACUAUAAAUUUGAGUUUCCAACUCCAGACGAUAAGCCUGGGGCCCCUAUAAUAAGUUUCAGUGAUGCAUCAUUUGGUUAUCCUGGGGGCCCCAUAAUGUUCAAGAACUUGAAUUUUGGGAUUGAUUUGGAAAGCCGCAUAGCAAUGGUUGGACCAAAUGGCAUUGGCAAAUCAACAAUUCUAAAACUAAUAGCAGGGGAACUACAACCAACCUCUGGUACAGUGUUUCGUUCUGCGAAGGUCCGUAUUGCUGUGUUUAGUCAGCACCAUGUUGACGGGCUGGAUCUAUCUUCUAAUCCCCUUUUGUAUAUGAUGCGUUGCUUCCCAGGAGUGCCUGAGCAAAAACUCCGAUCUCACUUGGGUUCUUUUGGUGUUACUGGAAAUCUUGCACUUCAACCAAUGUACACCUUGUCUGGUGGUCAGAAAAGCAGGGUUGCAUUUGCAAAGAUAACUUUCAAGAAACCACACAUAAUACUGCUUGAUGAGCCAUCCAAUCAUCUUGAUUUGGAUGCUGUGGAGGCACUAAUCCAAGGCCUUGUUUUGUUCCAAGGAGGGAUUCUCAUGGUCAGUCAUGAUGAGCAUCUAAUUUCUGGAAGUGUGGAUGAACUAUGGGUAGUAUCGCAAGGAAAGGUGACACCUUUCAAUGGGACUUUCCAUGAUUAUAAGAAGAUACUCCAUUCAUCCUGA
Molecule: messenger RNA, 2148 nt
Organism: Dovyalis caffra
Lineage: Eukaryota; Viridiplantae; Streptophyta; Magnoliopsida; Malpighiales; Salicaceae
Source: the annotation of a GenBank genome assembly